CGUCGAAGCCGGUACAUAUUCGCCGGAUCGUGGUCCACGUGAGAGCUCCGCUUUUUCUGCGACUUCUUCCCGGCCGCGUACACGUUUUACUUGUCUCGAUCUCUCGAUACCGUAACCUCUCGGGGGUUCGGCUUCGUUCGUCUCAUCGACUGGACCCGGUGCGUGGACCUCGGACCGUUCGUUCGUUCGUUUCUCUUUCUUUUCAUUUCUCUUCUUUUUUUCUUUAUUCUCCUUCCCGAUUUCGCGUGACGCGCGCUUCGUUCCCGACCAAGUGGCCUGGUCGAUCCACCCGUCGAUCGACGUUUCGGGCCCCAAUGAAUCUUUCAUCUCGACCCUCUCGUUAAGGCGUCGACGAGAUCUUCCGGCUCGCGAACGACUUUUGCCGUCGCGACGGCCGAACGUGGACACCGCGACACACCGGUGAAAAUCGUGGAUGGGCUCCGGGGAAUGCGCGCAAGAACCCGGUGAGCCUGGAACGAGAUUUCGUAGAUCCGCGGACUCCUUUCUCGGCGCUCGUAAAAAAACUAGCAUAAUUUACGACCCGCGACGGCCGAGAACCGUGAUCUCGAGUCGGUGGUCCGCGAACGCCGAAAAUAUCGCGGAGCUUUUAACAGGAGCCAGUGAUCGUCGCGACGACGAUUGGACUGAAUGUUUAUGGAUUAGUUUUGUGAAGUGAUGAGCUAGUGACAUUGUUUCUUUGGACCGUCUCGUAAGAAUCGAUUCGAUUCUGUUGUUAUUCUAUACGCUGGAAGUAAUGAACUUGUCAACGUCCGUGCUGCAUUCAAGAAAUCAAUAAUUUUUCUUCUUUACAAACUUAGCUACCAUAAUUUUACUGUGAGACGAUGGUCUAUUAAGUAUACAAAAGGAGUCAUUGCUAACUGCGUUGUACUGCAAGCGACGAAUGGUAAACGCAAACGUCAAUAAUAGUGAACGUGAAUUCAACAUGAGAAAGACGUCAUCGGCAUUGAAUGCGUUAAACGAUAAUCCUAAAAAAACUAUUACACCGUCAUUCUCAAGAUGACUGGAUGCGCAAUUGCGUCCGCUACAACUAUAAAAAGAUCAACUAAGAAGUCUAUAACUUACUGAAAGACUCAAACAACAACUAAUAAUUGCUGCCAAGAUUACGUAAAAAGUCAGACUAACUUAAUACAGAUUUUAAUAUUCAUCGCAUCAGCAAUUCUACAUUCCACCUCGCAGCUCGCAAAACAGGAAAAUAUUGAACAAAACAUCGCUCCAGAAAGAUACUACCAACAAAUGCUAAAGCCCAACGUCUCUAUCAACCAAUCAAGCUCAAACUCCCCAAAUGCUACAUCCUCGCGAGUCCCGCUAGAUCCAGCGAGAUAUCUCACAAGGUCUAACACCUUUGACAUGUCAGCGCGAUGACAGACGCGCGUAGGAACGAGAGCCGGUCCUUCCGAUGAGCAUGGGGUAGAAAUGCACCUCGGAAGGUCAAUCUGGACUCGGGGCGUGUUGGCCCUCGGAGUAGGGGCCGUGUUCCUACUGGGAUGGAGGAUCGACCUGGAUGGCGGCGAGUCGUCUGGCCCGCUCGCUGGCGACUCGAUCCCGAGCACGGACAACGUCUACUUCGUGUCUUCCCCUUCACUGCGGGCCCUGGACAGCCGGAAGGGAAAAGAUCAGCAGCCGAAUGGCGAGCCAAUGACAGACAAGACACGAAAUCGACGCGUUGACCGGAAUGCCAAACUCGACGCUGCCCCAGGGACGAGUUAUUCCGACAUUCGACUAUCGACGUCGAAGCAGGUUAAUAGUUUAGAGAAUUAUCGCGGAGCUGGGCGUGGUAUAGGACAGGCUGCAAGUGGUGCAGCUUCUCGCAGCGAGCCGGAUAAUGAACAGGUGUUAAAAAUUAAGCAGAUGCGUGAAAAUGAACUUUUGAACGAAGACAGUCGACUCGGUAUUGACUCAGUCCUAAAUAAGGAGAGUGUCUACCUCGUGUCUGAAUCUUCAUUAUCAACCCAGAGCAGGAAGGAAGAUCACCUACCGAAUGAUGGGUCAGAAAUAGAGGACACGCGGAAUCCCGCGAAGAGCGAUCAUUCGCGACGCGUCGACCGGAGUGUUGAACCCGACGCUAUCCCAGGAACGAGUUAUUCGGACAUUCGGCUUCCCACAUCGGAACAGGUUAACAUUUUAAAGGAUUAUCGCGAAGCUGGACGUAGGUUAGGACAGGGAGCAAGUGACCUAGCGUCGCGCGGCGAACCGGAUGAUGAAGAAACUAUUACGGUGCUCGGGAGCGGAAGGACGCGUGAAAAUGAAUUUUUGAAUGAGGACGAGGAGACUCGGGGAACGUUGAAUGACUCCGCAGCCGGUGAAAGGAGUGACGUGAAACUGAAUUUCUCGCGGCGAGUGAAUGGGGAUUCUAUGAAUGAAGUCGGGAUGAGCCCGGCGAGCGACCGCUCCAGGGAUCGCGGUUUUUCGGUUCUUGUGAAUGGGGAUGAGGACAGGGUCGAGGAAAGCGGAGAAGUCGAUGAUGCAAGGACAGGAUAUUUGCAUUCUUUAAAUAAUAAUGUGAGGGUAGAGGAAGACGCAGGACACAGUGACAGGACAGAUGUGUUUCAUUUAGCAUCUCGAAGUUUGAUUGAUCAUGACGUCGCGCUGGUGAAGAAUGAUGAACAACGGUCUAAUGAAGAAUCUGGUUCAAACAGACACAGUGAACUAGUUAACGAAAAUAAUCAAAGAAGUUUGAAUCUAGGCACUUUCAAGAAGGUUAUUAACCAGUUUCAAAAUGAUGACAACUCUCUAUACAAAGUCAAAGUUUCCAAAAAGGAAAAACACGAAGGAAGCUCAAACGAAAAGGAGGACGGGUCGAUGCAAAAAUUACCUCUCCGGGUGAGGGCAAGGUUCAUGCAGCGUCUCACCGGAAUGCGAAAGAACCGAGAUCUUUUUUUUCGCCGGGACCAAGGACCAAUUCGGUCUUCCGCAAAGAUGGUGGAAAGAGGAACACGUGGGAUUGCGUCCCCUGACAAAUCACGCAGCACUGCGAUCGCUUCUUUGAAUCUUCGCGCAAAUCAUGAAGAUAACAAUGAACACCUAACGUCUGGUUCUAUAAAUCGUGUACGCGAAGUGGGUACGUCGUCGUCGUUGGUGGUUUCCAAGAUUCACGGAGGAGUCGAAAGAGAUCGAUUGAGAGUUUCAACCGCGGCGAUGGACGGUAAAAACGAAGUGAUGCGAACGGACGGAGGAUUUGAUUCGCGGAACGCGUCUUCGAGCAUUCGAGGGACAAGCGGUGGCACACGUGCGACGGAUGCGAAAUCGGACAAUCACAAAUCGUCCUUAUUCCCUUAUGGAGGAGGUGACUCGCGGCGCGACGAGGGAAUCGGCGUUCGCCGAAAGAGAUACACGAAUUAUUAUUCGCCGCAGUCCGUCACCCCCAUGGCGUACGUUCACAUACAGCCCGCGUAUCCGGUGCCAGCGCCUCCACCCGCGAACCGGAAAUGCGUACGGUGCAUGGUCGUAUACAAACCGUGUCCACCACCGUCAAGACCGCCACCGAGGAUUGUUCAUCCGAAUUACAGGUACCAGGACGUUGCUAUGAAGUGGCAUGGGCUCAAAUACGGUUGUCGAUGUAGUAAUCUCGGUUCAAUAAACACUGCCUGCGAUAUCGUAACAGGACAGUGCCAUUGUAAACCAAACGUGACCGGCAGACAGUGCGACCAGUGUUUGACCGGCUUCUGGGGUUUCGCAUCGGGAGCGGAAUGCGUUCCUUGCGAGUGCGAUCCUUUUGGUGCGCACAAUUCUUCCUGCCAUGACGUUACAGGACAGUGCUAUUGUAAGCCAGGUGUUGGUGGAACAAGAUGUGAUGUCUGUUUACCUGGUUAUUAUGGAUUUUCUUCAAAUGGAUGUCAAGUUUGCGACCCGUGUGUGCGAGCUGGUCACAUAUGUGACCCUGACACAGGUCGUUGCAUAUGUCCAACCUUGACAUUCGGCGAACACUGUGACAGAUGUAGACCAGGCUCCUGGGAUUUGGUCCCAGGAGUAGGCUGCAGAUCUUGCGACUGCACUUUGGGUUCUACGAAGUCUCAAUGCGAUCUUCGAGGACAAUGUCCGUGCAGAAUAGGAUACGACGGUCUCAGAUGCGAGAAAUGCGCGAAAGGGUACUACGGUUAUCCGAGGUGUCGACCGUGCAGUUGUGAUUUAACGGGUACCUUGCAGUGCGAUGACGGGCCCUGUGACUGCGACGACGAAGGACAGUGUUUGUGCAAGGAACAUGUACUGGGAAGACAGUGUAAUAAAUGCCGAGAAAAUACUUUUGGACUGGCAAUGGACAAUCCUAAAGGUUGCACUGAGUGCUUCUGCUUUGGAAGAACAACUUCUUGCCAGCAAGCUGAUUUCGGCUGGGGGCAACGUAGACUAACACGACCGCGAACGCUUUACGUAAAUGACACUAUUAACGAUAUUACAAUUUCCAAAUAUAGAUCACAAAUUGUUCUGACUCCUACUAAUGGCGGUUUGAACGUAACCAAUGGACUUUCGACGAUUCCAGACUUCGAAGGUGAUGUCACGAUACCUUCGAAUCUGUAUUACAAUUAUCCACUUUAUUGGAUGUUACCUGAGCCCUUUCUCGGUGACAAGGUCGUUUCCUACGGCGGAUUUCUAAGAUUUACAACUUUAACAGAAGGUGGAAUACCUCUGAGAACAACCCUGCAAUAUCCAGUCGUGCAAUUACAAGGAAACAACAAAAUUGUUUUGGAAUAUUAUUUACCUUUACCCGUGAAUAACAAUCACUACGAAGUCAGAUUUCACGAAUCUUUAUGGCAGCUACAAAAUAGACCAGAUUAUAAAGUCACGAGGGAAGUGCUGAUGGUAGCACUGCAGAACGUGCAACAUAUUCUCGUGAAAGCUUGCGAUAACGUGGAAUUCUCGAGAGCAACUUUACUCGAAGCUUCCAUAGACGUCGCAGUAUUAACACCCACGCAUACGCCAUUAUUUGCGACCGGGGUCGAGUUUUGCCAAUGUCCACCGGAAUACAACAGUACAUCCUGCCAGGAUCCAAGCAUCGGGUAUUACAGGUGGUAUCAAAACACAACUGUCACAUCGACUAUAGUUAUUGAUCUCGUCGGACAAGCUAAACGCUGCCAAUGUAACGGAAGAUCCGAGAUAUGCGAUAGAGAAACGGGACAUUGUCUGAAUUGUCGCGGGAAUACUGCGGGACCCAGGUGUGAUGUCUGCGCAGACAGUUUUUACGGACAUCCGGAUUUCGGUGGUUGCAUGCCAUGCCCUUGUCCUCAAACGGAUAAAAGGUUUUCAAACACCUGUAUGGUCCGCGCUGACACUGAACCCAUUUGCGUUUGUAAACCUGGUUAUACUGGCAGAAAAUGCGAACGAUGCUCUUACGGAUAUUACGGACUUCCGGAUCUGCCUGGCGGUAAAUGCACACCGUGCAAGUGCAGUCCUGCUGGGAGUGUAAGCGACGAAUGCGAUAUGGAGACCGGACAAUGCAGAUGCAAACCUGGUUCUACAGGACGAGACUGCUCUGAAUGCACAACGUAUCGACAUGUUUUUAUAAACAACGUUUGCACAUCGUGCGAUGACAAUUGCACUGGCGUAUUGCUUGACACCGUAGAGAUGUUGUCUCAAGAACUAGCAAAUCGUACCAGUCACAUAGCUAAUGGUUACAUUCCACCACCAUGGGAAGAACUGUCGUACAUCGAAUCCAACGCUACUGCGUUUAUCGCAGAAACUGAUCUUCAAAAUCGUUUAAAGCAGAGACUGAAGAAUAUUCCCUGGCACGAAUACAAGAAACUUAUGAUGCACGCGGAAACAUUACUUAGAACUGCAAAUGAACAAGCAAUACAAGCAGAUACUUUAAAAUUAAAAAGCGACGACUUUAAGAACAAUAUAUUUAGCGGGAAGAUUGAAGCAGAGAACUUAAAAAAAUUCAUUCAAGAAACAGUCUAUCAGCUAACACAGUACAGUAACGAUAACAAAAGGGUAGAAAUCAAGAAAGCCUUGAAAAUGGCGAAAAUGCUACUGAAUAAUUUGAAAGCUGUAAAUCUACCUAGGAGAACAAUGGAAAUAGAAAACUUCCUCGAGGAUGUCGCAGAAUAUACCGAGAGACUAAACUCUUUGUACGAUGCAACCGAACCCUUAGCAAUCGCUCAAGAUGACGCAGAGGAAUACUGGUUGAAAGUAAACGACAUGAGACACGUCAUAGAGAGCACAAUGGAAACGUUGUUCACGUACGACGGUUCAUACAACAAUAUUAAUGACAGUCUAACGAAAGCAAGAGCACAUUGUAAUGACAUUACCGUUAUAACAAACGAAGUUAAUAAAUCCAUUAGUGAAGGUGAAAAAUUAACUGACGAGACACGUGGUUUCAUUAUUGACAUUCAAAACAACAUACAGGAUUUCCCAGAAUUGCAAAACAAAUUGUCUUACUGGUUUGAAAAAUUAACUAUGAAGGAAGAAUUACUGUACAGAUUAAACUAUGAAUAUAAUGAAAAAUACGUGGUGCCAGCUAUGCAGCAUUCGAAGAAUAUAACAGACUAUGUCGAUCAGUACGUUAGUCUGUUUUCCGAGACAAGAAACACCGCAGCUAAUCCGUUGAAGGCCAGUCAGGCGUACAAGAAUAUCGUCGAUAGUAUUAGACUAGCGAAUGUUACGGCAAUGGCGGCCAAAGAACUUACCGAGGACGUAUAUAACAAGGCAUUUCCCAAUGGUGACAAUUCGAAGUCACUGUUAGACAAUACGAAAGAAAUAUCAAUGACGUCGACCGAACAAUGGGAAAAUGCCAAAAAGCACGGAACGAUGGUUAAGAAUGCGAAUGACCAAUUGGACGUUCAAAAGCAAGCAGUAACGAUUUUGAAAAAUACGUUGAACAGUACUGGAAUAAGAGACAAUCAAGUCAAUUUGAAGUUGCAGAAUUUGCAAGAUGAUAGUAAAAAAUUACGUGAAAAUAUCAAGAAUUUAUUAAACGACAACGAUAAGGUGUUAGAAGGCACCAGAGAAACACAGAAACUCAUUGAUGAUUACAACAUAGGAAUUUCAGAAAGGUUGAAACCGAAAUUGAACGAUUUGAAGAGAGAAGGUGACUCGAAAAUCAGUUUAGCCAGUGAAAAAUUGACAGAGGCAUUGAGUAAUAUAAAGAAAGCAGACGCAAAAUUAAUUAGCUUAUCGAAUGCGGCCGUAAAGAGGAAAAAUGAAUUUGACAAGUGGAACGAUACGUUAGCUACAAAAUUACAGAAUCUUAAAGACAAAAUCACCGAGGCUAGAAAUACUGCUGACGGGAUUCGCGUAUCGUUAAAGUCUGCCGACGGUAAAGAAUGCAUUCGAUCGUAUAGACCGUCUAUAUUGCAACCAACAUCAACGAACACCAUUAUAAUCACUUUCGCGCUCCCCAAAGGGCGGAAGGAGGGUGCCCUUUUCUACUUGCCAAGCAGUGUAAAUGAUGAUUUUCUAGCUUUGGAGAUUCUUAACAGGAAAGUGAGAUUUCUAUGGAACGUUGGCGGAGGUACAGGAGUUUUGACUCACCCCGAAGUGAUCGAGAGCGGUGAUCUUCAGGAUGAUAGAUCGUGGUAUCGUAUUGAAGCUGAAAGAAUUCGUCACGUAGGUAAAUUGCUUGUUCGGAAACAGUCAUCAAUAUCCGGAGGAUAUCGGUAUGUGACGAAUUCAUCGGAUUCGGAGUACGGUCGAUUCGAUAUUACCACGUCAGACCGCGUGUGGAUUGGAGGUGUUCCUAGGUCUCAGCGUAGGCGCACGGAGCUUAUGGCGAUGAAUGGACUUCCGGGUUGCGUGCACCAAGUCAUUUUAGACGGUAAAAUUAUCGGUCUUUGGAAUUUCAUCACCACAGCACCGGAUAUGGCUUGUCAAGCCUGCGUAGAAAGAGUGGAAGAUGCCAGGGAUGACGCAUAUUACAGUUUCAAUGGACAAGGUUAUGCCGUCAGAAAUCGGGUUUCCUCAGGACCAUACGACAAAUAUACUUUCGGAGUGUCGAUUAGCUUCCGGACCUAUGACGAAAAUGCUUUACUGUUUUUGGCUAUCAACCCAGAUAAUAAUCAACAUAUCAUGAUAUUCCUACGAGAAGGAAAAGUGAUCCUGCACGUGGGAUAUGGCGGUAAUGUUAGCAUGGAGAUGUCAUCAAAGCACAAAUACAAUACUGGAAACUGGACCAAAGUAGACGCGUUCCGACAGUAUCAACUUCGUAAGAAUAUUGAGAAGUGCAGCCUGAGCAUCGGCGGGGAAGCUGACAAGAGAAUCGGUGCACCAACGCCUCAGCCCAAAACAGAGGACAUACCUGACCUAGCGCAAGCGAAAUACUAUAUCGGCGGUGUGCCGCCUAGUUUCCGCGCGGAUAAAUUAAUACUACCACGUCAAGUUUCUUUCCUUGGCUGCAUGUCUAACAUCAUCGUUCAAGAGGGAUACGAUCCAAUGGCGGAGCAGUAUUAUGGCGUUGAGCCUAGCUGUGGAAAUAAGCCAUUAAAAGUAGUAGGAUUCUACGGUGACGGGUACUUAGAACAUUCAGCAUAUACGCUGCGCAAAAUUCAUUUUGUGGUAAGCUUUUCCUUUAGGACGUUGCAGGAACAAGCGGUCCUUCUGCUGUCCACGUUUGAAGGACAAAAAGAGCGGAUAAAUAAUAUACGACACGCAAACGAAGAAUCAAAUAAAGACAAUUAUUACUCAGUAUGCGUGAUGAAUGGUCAAGUACAAGUUCGAUUGAAUGGUGGAAAAGGAGAGCUCGUCUUGCAAUCAAAUGAUACUUUCAAUGAUGGAAGAUAUCACUCGGUAACUAUUAUUAAAAGAAGAAAGGAUGUUGAAUUAAGAAUUGACGAUGCUUACCAAACCACUGGGAGAUUACCAACGAGCGCCGCAAUUAAAGCUCCCGAAGGUGGUGGUGGAUUAUUUUUCGGAGGUUUACCAGUACUCAUUAACAAUACCAAAAUGAUUGCAACGAACAUUCCUUUAUAUGGUGCAAUUAAAGAUGCAAUAUUUAAUGAUGAAAUCAUUCGAUUUGAUGAAGUUGCUAAUUUUGAGCACGCUCUCAUUGGUCGUUCUGGGCCAAGCAUGGGAAAAGAAUCUCCUAUUUAUACACCAUCAGCGUCGCUGUCAAGAGGAAUGUCUACUCAGCCGGAGGGAUGUCAGAAAGUCCCAUACUACUCGUUGGAACCUGGUGCUCUAAAGUUUGGAGACAAAGCAAACAGCCACACUCAGCUCUAUCUAAAUUUUAAGAAAUUUUGGGAAAAAAAGUAUGCAAUAGAAUUUGAUUUUAGGACGUAUUAUCCAAAUGGACUGCUAUUUAUUACUCCGGGACUUAGACCAAAAAAUUAUCUAAUGAUCGUAAUACGAGAUGGUCAGCUUUUACUCCUAGUAAAAAGUAAGCAGAAGAGAGAAAUACUGUUCAAAACACCGUUCAAUGAUGGUAAUUGGCAUCACGUCGUAAUUAGCCAUGACGAAAGGAAACUAACGUUGCUCGUUGACACGCAAACGCCACGCAGAAUCAAAGUCCCAAGGAAGAUUGGUUUGGCUUCUAUGAUGUAUAUCGGAGGACUUCCCGAAAGUGGGACACCAAUACCCGAACAAGUUGUAGUUAAACUUGAGACACUGAAAGGGUGCAUCAGAGGCUUACGAGUAAAUGGAAACGUGUACGAUAUGGUUGGUUCAACGAGCAGAGCAUACCAUGUUGGCCAAUGUUUCCCAAACGUUGAAAGUGGAGCCUAUUUCCAAGAUGAAGCAUAUGCAAUAUAUAAAAGAAAUUUCGAGUUAGGUGCUGUGCUAGAAUUGCAGUUGGAAUUUAGAACAUCAGAAUUAUCUGGUGUUUUACUUUCCAUAACAGCACCUGGCAAUUCGCCCUCGCUGUCACUGGAACUGAAUAAUGGCAAAGUGAUCAUGUCGGGUGAUCUAGGAGACAAUAAACCGUUGUAUGUAGAGCAGCCUUUUGCCAAUCCAUAUACAAUUUGUGACAACCGAUGGCACAGAAUACAAGCAGUUUAUAAUGACGAGGAGUUGGCAUUAAAAGUCGACGAGAUGGAUCAUAAAUAUGGUCUUCCAGCUAAUGUCAAUUACCAUAUAAUGGACUCUACUGUCCCUGGGCCUCUGUAUAUUGGUGGCUUGCCAGCUUCUGCUCCAAAAGGUACAUUAAUAACACGGGAUCACUUCAACGGAUGCAUAAGAAAUGUAAUGAUAGGUGGCGAGAGACGCGAUUGGACAGACAUGGACGAGCUGCAUAAUAUUCACUUGAGUUCCUGCCCUGUACAAUGAUGAUCAGUACAACAUGCCAAGUCCUUCAAGUUAUUCACUUUAGUUCCAAAGACUGUUCGAAAUACGCACAAAGCUUAAAAUGUUACUGUGAACUCUAUUUAAUGCAAUCGCACACUGGGAUCAAGUGCCAUAUCAUGAUGGAAAAACUGUAAUUGUUAAGAUGUAAGACUAAACCAAGCCAAAAGAUGCUAACUUACGAACAUAGAAAGUUUACAUCUGUGUUUCUCAAACUUGUUUUCUUAUAGUGAUGCAUAUCUGCAAAAUAUUGCAUGAUGAUCGCAUACGUCAUACAUUUACUAGAAACUUAUGAAUUUCAUUUGGACCACAUGAGUUUUAUAAUUGUUUUGUAACAAAUUAACAAAAAUCUAUUUAAAUUGUAUAAAUAAUAAAAAAAUAAUAACUUAGAUAUUUAUUUUAAUAAUCAUAAAUAUAUUCGUUGUUCUUGUAUUCUAUUAACUGUUGCUACUAAUGCAAUUUAACUAACAUUCAUUUAUUAUCAGCCAGGUUUCAUAGCAAGCGCAGCAAUCAUAUAUAGAUGGACAUUCAAAACUUACGCAAAAUACACGAAGUUAAAGCAUUUCGUUAUUCUUCACAUUGUCAUUCCAAUAGGUAUCUUAAUACAUAAUACUGACACUCAAUAACAAAUAUUCUUGAGAUUUCGCAUUCUAAAGAUAUGCCAAUAAAUCUCACGAUUAAAUAAUACAGUACAAAGGUAAAGUGCAGAAUCAAAAAAAGUAAUUUAUAACAUUACAAAAGUCAAACAGCGAUACAAAAAAUAUUGCAUACUAAUUAUGAAAUGCAUAUGUAAUAAGUGGUAAAAAUAAAAGCUAUUAUUCAUUUCUAUAGUAAUUUGAAUAGAAGGUAUCUUCUAAACAAUGAUUUAAAAAAACAAAAAAACAGUUUGAGAAACGACUUUUAGAUCGUUGACAAAUUAUGGCACAAAUUCACGUCGAAUUAUAUAUCGUAAACCGAAUGUAAAAUAAAUGUUACGACAUACAUGUAAGUAGCAUGAUCACUGCCAUAUAGUUUAAUUAUAAUACACUUGUAAGUCACAAAACAAUUGUACAUCAGUAUUUAAAGUUAUUU
Nomia melanderi (Alkali bee) is the source of this 11292-nucleotide messenger RNA. The record is from RefSeq and is a predicted model, not a curated record. NCBI's taxonomy places the organism in Eukaryota, Metazoa, Arthropoda, Insecta, Hymenoptera, Halictidae.